AUGGAUAUCACACAGGCGAUUGUUCUCCGUGCAGAGAGCCUUUCAACGUCACUCGAGCUGGUCGACUUUCUCGAGAAGAUCUGCCUCAUUGUCGGGGUGCCUUGGGAGACUGCCAAGCUGGCCUACAAGUGGCAGACCGACCCCGCCCAAGCUGCCCCACAUGCUCUGGCAACGGAUGCUGAUGUGCAAAGUCUCUUCGAGGAGAAUGCUUGUCACAAACGUACCUGGUGUGCAGGUACACGCCCGGUCAAGGUUAUAGUAGUCAAUCUGAAUGCCGCAUCACGUACCCAGGCAGCGUUGAAGGCGGCUGAGAAGUGGCGCAAGCUCGAUGAGGCUGUAGCGGAGGUGGCACGGAACUCAGAGGAGAGCUGCGCCACUGAGUUUGAGAUCUGCCGCCAGAAGCUCCGUUGCCCGCAUUGCCAGGAGGGGAAUGGGUUCUGUUGGGUGGAUCCUAAGGACCCUCUCGCACUCCAUGAGUUGCAGUCUUGGGCGCGUUUCAUGAAGGACGGCAAGGCAGAUCGUGACUGUCUUCUCCCUCCAAACUCGCCACUCUUUGACCGCUUGCGGGCGUCCCCCUCCGAGCGUGAACAUGGAAAGAAGAACACGAUGUCACCCUCCAUCGUGAUCCACAACCACCUCGCUAGUCCACUCUCCGAUGCCUCAUCUCUCACACGCCUGUGCCCUCCCUCCACCUUCACGUCUGGUGCUACUACAUACGACUACGACGACGGCGACCCCAUCCCGAUCACCAAAAUCCUCGAGGCACUCGACCAAGCCAUGCCGGAGGCAAAGUUCUCCUCGUUUGAGGGAGCUUUGAAGAAGGAGGGCUUCUUCUAUGCGGAGAACGUCCUGGAUUACAAGAACGACACAGAUUAUUUUGUGUCAAAGGUCAGCAUUCCUGCAGGUUUGGUUCACUCAUUUGUCCGGCGUGUGGAACGUGAGGUUGGUACUCAUAAGCGCUGCCGUCUCAAUGAUGGUACUGCUCAGCACAUUGGGGGUGAGAACGUUAACACCAGUGCUACCUAG
Trametes versicolor FP-101664 SS1 is the source of this 1026-nucleotide messenger RNA. RefSeq lists its product as uncharacterized. Lineage: Eukaryota; Fungi; Basidiomycota; Agaricomycetes; Polyporales; Polyporaceae. The transcript is spliced from 5 exons. The record is from RefSeq and is a predicted model, not a curated record. Bases 1 to 1026 code for a protein of 341 amino acids.